AUGCCUACCGAUGGUCACAGGUAUGAGCGCCGCGCCUCGGUGGUGCAGCAACGUCGGCUUUCCCAGCAAUUCAAGAACUGCGCCUGGCUAGCUCCUCCAUCAGAUACCAUUUAUGCGGGUAUUUCGGGGCAUUUCUCAACAAGUCGGCCCUCAAGCGUCGCCAUUGCCUUCCGUGAUACCACCUAUCUACUAGACUUUACAGAGAAGGUGUUUGAUGCCACUGAGUACAAAGAAGCUGCAGAAGCAACGGCGGAAUUCAUUGUUUCUGAACUAAAAACAUAUGGGCAGAGUCAUCUGGAGAAGAUUAUUGGCGUGACAAUGCCUAAACAUGUUGCGGACAGGUUACCCAAGCUCUGCUCACGCCUGUGGGCAGAGCUCGACAUCCUUUGCCUGGUACUUCCAGAUUCCAGUCUGAAUGAACAAUACACCUCACGUGCCCCUAAUGGUACAACGAAGGGGGGUCCGAAAACGAUCGACGAGCAGGCGGAGUCCAUGUCGCGAAAAUGUGUGCGACUGUUUGGCCCGGAGAACCUUCCCUUACUACAAGUGGGCUUUAUGGGCCUCGUGGAAGUUGACACGAAUUUUCAUGUGCGAAUUGCGGAUCUUGAUGAUUUUAAAUCAACCGUGUCUGGCAGGACGUGGUCUGCCGUGGAGCAUUACGCUGCUGACUUGAAGGAACGAAAUGUUCGCAUUGCCUUCUUCAGUGCGACUCCUCAGGGAGGUGGAGUGGCGCUGAUGCGGCAUGCCCUGGUGCGCUUUUCUUAUAAUCUGGGCACAGACAUCAAAUGGUAUGUUCCAAAGCCCCGGCCGGGGGUUUUCCGGGUAACCAAGAACAACCACAAUAUACUUCAGGGUGUUGCACGACCCGGCGAGCGAUUGACUAUCGAGAAUAAGCAAUUGCUGCACGAUUGGAUCGAAGAGAACGCAAGGCGAUAUUGGACUGGGUCUAGCGGUCCACUACUGCCCCCAUCAGAGGGCGGAGCAGAUGUGAUCAUCGUGGAUGAUCCCCAGAUGCCAGGACUCAUACCUAUUGCCAAACAAUAUGCACCGGAUCGACCUGUCAUCUUCCGUAGCCAUAUUCAAAUUCGCAGUGAUCUCAUCAAGCAGCCUGGAACCCCUCAAGCCGAAGCGUGGGAGUUUCUUUGGAACCAAAUCAAGCUUGCCGACUGUUUCAUCAGUCACCCUGUAAGCGCAUUUGUACCAAGCGAUGUCCCACCCGAGAAGGUGGGCUACAUGCCGGCGUCAACUGAUUGGUUGGAUGGGUUGAACAAGGACAUGCGAGACUGGGAUUUAGCCCACUACGGCCGCAUCUUCAAUGCAUCCUGCAGGCUUGCAGAUAUGACGACAAUUUGUUAUCCUGACGACAAGUACAUCGUGCAGAUCGCACGAUUCGAUCCGUCCAAAGGAAUCUUGGAUGUACUAGAUUCAUACGAGAAGUUCCAUGACCGGCUGGCCAAUGCUCGGCCUGAUCUAGUGCCUCCGAAGCUUUUGAUCUGCGGCCAUGGCUCAGUGGAUGACCCAGAUGGAGCGAUCAUUUACGAUGCUGUGAUAGAUCACAUCGAAAAUAAUAUUUCACACCUACGGCAUCUGAUCUGCAUAAUGCGGCUACGACCUUCAGAUCAGGUUUUGAAUGCUCUCCUCUCCAAGGCUACUAUUGCACUCCAGUUAUCCACCCGUGAGGGGUUCGAGGUCAAAGUGUCCGAGGCCAUCCACAAGGGCAAGCCGGUGAUUGCCACGCGUGCUGGUGGAAUCCCGCUGCAGGUUGAGAACGGUAAGAACGGAUUCCUGGUGGACGUCGGUGACACCGAUGCCGUUGCACAACAUCUCUAUACUUUGUGGACGGACGACGCCCUGUACCACCGUAUGUCGCAGUAUGCACAAAGCCACGUCUCUGACGAGAUGGGCACGGUGGGCAACACCUUCCUUUGGCUUUACCUAGCCUCAAAGUUGUCCAAGGGUGAGCCGGUGAAGCCAAACGGGCGCUGGAUUAAUGACAUGGCUUUCGAGGAACUUGGUCUUCCCCCGACAAAAGACCUCCCCGACGUACCCCAUCUCAAGCGAGCAGUGCAGGUGCAAAACAUGGGGUGA
Penicillium pulvis is the source of this 2088-nucleotide messenger RNA. It is a transcript of the gene ccg9, whose product is annotated as putative trehalose synthase (Ccg-9). Lineage: Eukaryota; Fungi; Ascomycota; Eurotiomycetes; Eurotiales; Aspergillaceae. Bases 1 to 2088 code for a protein of 695 amino acids. Gene Ontology annotation, molecular function: glycosyltransferase activity. The record is from RefSeq and is a predicted model, not a curated record. The transcript has 6 exons.